CGUUUGUUUUAUUUUUUGAUUGUAUACGGCAGCCACGCAACGGUUUGCACGAACGUUUGAUUCGAAGGGAAUGGAACGGAAGUCAAACGAAACUUACUUCCAUUACGCUGACAAAUGUCAAAAAUUGUUGGUUUUAGAAAUAUUUCUAGCGGUGGUUUUAGGAACUAUUGUGAUGGGCUUCAUGUUUGGCGCAUGCGCAUGGAAUACUUCAACAGAGACGCCGAAGCCGAAGACGCCAGACGCUGCGCGUUUGUGUAAUCAGAAAAAAUGUCGUAAAUCUUCAAUAAUAAGUCAAAUUAUAAUAAAAACAUAUCGGCGGCAGAUAACUGUGUAGUGAUUUAUGUUUAUUAUGUGAUAACAACGACGCAGUAUUAAGUGACAAACAAACUAUUGAAGUAAAUCGAUCGAGCCGCCCAACCAGACAAAAUGGCUGCCUGCAUUAUUGAUAAUAUCAAUCCUGUUAACGUCGAAAAAAUUGAAAGUUUUCUAAAUGACUCAUCAUAUAAAGAAGCGCUCGAAUCUUCGGCGAGUUUCAACACUCGCCUAUCGAUCGAACGCCGAAUGCGUCUGCCCUUCCUUGAUAGCCAAACCGGCGUCGCCCAGAACCACUCGCAACUAUUCAUGUCAAAACGACAGCGAAUGCCUGGGAUGGUGCCGGGUCAAAUCUACUCAUAUCCGCGUCCAAGAUGGCGUAAAAAACGCCGCCAGUAUCUCCUCAACACCCGCCCAUUCGGUAGAUUCGAAGCCAUGGAUGACUCCGACCUGCACUCCAUCUCACAAAUGGAAAACCCCGGCAUCAUGCAAGACAAUGACAGCAAAGAUAGUCAAAUGUUGAAAGAUGAAGUAGCGGCCAAAGAGUGGUACUACGACGAAGCGGAACUCCUCGAAAUGGAUCCGUAUGACGACCAAGAUCAAGAUAGUGAUCUAGACUAUGAAGAAAGUCGCAAGGCGAAAAAACGACGAGGAACAGGAAGAGGUCGAGGUAGUGGUAGCGUUGACUCCCCUGGCACACCAGGAAGAAAGAAGGGCGGCGGCCGAGGCCGGAAACGCGCCUCCAUGCACAAUUACGAACCCACACCGGGCGAUCCCGACAAACCGUUUUCGUGUGAACUGUGUGGGGCGCGAUACAAGACGCGACCGGGCCUGACGUACCACUACGGACACUCGCACAAAGAAGGCGCUAGCGAUGAGAAUUCGCGCGAGGCGACGACGCCGGUGAGCGGCGUGCAGCCGCCGCCGCCGGCGCCGAACGGGCCCGCAUCGCCCGGUGGCGGGGCGGCGGUGCGCAGGCGUCGCCCUCGUCGAACCCAGGCGCCGGCAGCGACGGAGAGGCCUCCCUGUCGGCGGCAUUCAUCAGGAAAUAACGUCUACCAAGAUAGUUACGUGUCUUUCUUGAACCAUCCAGCCGGCACUCCUGGCAAGCGUGGUAGACCAGCAUCAGCGGCGACUGUUGCCGCCGCCGCCGCUGCAGCAGCCGCAGGCGCAGCAGCAGCGCCCUCCCAGCAAGCACCACCAACACUACCACCGAAUCUUCCGGUUGCCACACCACCACAAUCCGACGAUCCACAAAUGCCGGUGCUGGUUCCGGAGAAAAUCGACGCGCCGCCUUCCACCAGCUCCAUAGGUCCACCACCUUUACCGCAACCAUCACAAAUUCUACCAUUCGGUGAGAAACCCAAAGCGGCGCCAAGUCCCUACUGCGAUUUCUGUCUCGGCGACGCCGCCGAGAACAAGAAAACCGCCGAGCCGGAAGAGCUGGUCUCCUGCUCGGACUGCGGACGUUCAGGUCAUCCCAGCUGCCUGCAGUUCACGGCCAACAUGAACAUUUCCGUCAAGAAGUAUCGAUGGCAGUGCAUCGAGUGCAAAUGCUGCUCGGUUUGCGGCACGUCUGACAAUGACGAUCAGCUAUUGUUCUGCGACGAUUGCGAUCGUGGUUAUCACAUGUACUGCCUGUCGCCGCCGCUGAACGCGCCGCCCGAAGGCUCCUGGUCGUGUAAACUGUGCAUCGAAGAAUUCCAUAAACAAUGAACGCACAUCGGCCAUAACGUAUGCUCUUGUGGCACAUGACGAUGUCAAACAAUCUCAUUGCUGAAGCCGCCGGUUUCAUCAUUAAUCUAGGUCUAGAAAGUGUAAGGAAUAAAAAAAAACACGUAACACUGCAAGUCACCUCCAACUUGCAGAUUAUGAAUAAUAUGAAAAUAUAGCAUGCGUACGAUUAAAUUUUGACGAGAAAACAUUUGAUUCUUACUUAAACGCAAUUAUUAAGGCCUAAAUUACUUCAUCGAACUGAUUUAUUGAACAAACACACACACACACAUAUGAAAACUAACGAAAUGAUUACACACACACACGAUUGUUUUCCAAGUUUAUAUUUUGUGCUUAUAAAAAUGAAACGAUUGAUUAUAA
Dalotia coriaria is the source of this 2406-nucleotide messenger RNA. Its product is annotated as zinc finger protein ubi-d4 A-like. Gene Ontology annotation, cellular component: MLL3/4 complex. Gene Ontology annotation, molecular function: histone binding; histone H3K4 methyltransferase activity; transcription coactivator activity. The record is from RefSeq and is a predicted model, not a curated record. NCBI's taxonomy places the organism in Eukaryota, Metazoa, Arthropoda, Insecta, Coleoptera, Staphylinidae. Gene Ontology annotation, biological process: positive regulation of transcription by RNA polymerase II.